AUGACAACUGCAGAAGUGCCCAUUCAAAGGGUGGAAUCUUCACUCUCCUUCACCCAAGGCCUCCUACUCGGCCAACUCUCCAUCGUACUCAUUCUCGGCGCCUUCAUCAAAUUCUUCAUAUUCGGCGAUCCUCCAUCCCCAGACGUAACUGCUGCGCUCCGCGCGACGGAACGACGGUCUCUUACUCUCGCCCACAAACGUUCCCUACUCUCUCUCCGCUCCCAGCAACGCCAUCCCUCCCACGCACUCAAUAAAAAGCGCUCGCAGAUUCUACGAAAUCCUCCACCCCUCACGACGACUACAAUUCUAAAUAAGACAUACUACAAUGUGGAUUCCCACCAGCCGGAAAGUCUGGAUUGGUUCAACGUUUUGAUCGCCCAGACUAUCGCGCAAUUUCGGAGCGAUGCGCAACAUGACGAUGCUAUACUUACGAGCUUGACGAAAGCUCUCAAUGGAACAUCCCGUCCGGAUUUCUUGGAUGAGAUAAAAGUCACAGAGAUUAGUCUUGGGGAAGACUUUCCGAUUUUCAGCAAUUGCCGGGUCAUACCCGUAGAUGAAGAUGGGCUGACGCUGGGAAAGGAAGGGUCGGGUAAUAGGGACUUAGGAAGGUUACAGGCGAGGAUGGAUGUUGAUUUGAGUGAUUUUAUUACUCUAGCAUUGGAGACGAAGUUGCUGUUGAACUACCCGAAGCCUUUGGUUGCGGUCUUGCCCGUUGCUUUGGCUGUAAGUGUAGUUCGAUUCAGCGGAACGCUGAGCAUAUCGUUCAUUCCAGGCUCGCCGAUGAAUGCAACAACCCUAGCAUUCUCCUUUCUGGACGACUACCGUCUAGAUCUCUCAAUAAGAUCCUUAGUAGGAUCACGUUCUCGUCUUCAAGACGUACCUAAAAUCGCCUCGCUGGUCGAAGCUCGUCUCCAUACCUGGUUCGAUGAACGUUGUGUGGAACCUCGAUUCCAACAAAUCGAGCUUCCGAGUCUCUGGCCACGGAAGAAGAAUACGCGGAAUGCGGAGGGUGCAAGCGAGCCUGCUAGUAUCAGUAGGGCUAAGGGCAAGGAGAUGGAACGGGAUCUUAGGGAGGAAGCGAGGAGAGAAGUAGAGGCGGAGGUUAGGGCGAGACAGGAGGUGGAAGGGGUGGAAGAUGACGGUCUUAGGUGGAGAAGGAGGGCUAGGGGUGAUGAGUAUGCUAUGCCUGGCAGUAUGCCAGGUUUGAAUAUGACUUGA
This is a messenger RNA of Glarea lozoyensis ATCC 20868, 1218 nucleotides long. RefSeq lists its product as uncharacterized. Gene Ontology annotation, biological process: mitochondrion organization; phospholipid transport. The transcript is spliced from 2 exons. The record is from RefSeq and is a predicted model, not a curated record. Gene Ontology annotation, cellular component: ERMES complex; endoplasmic reticulum. Gene Ontology annotation, molecular function: lipid binding. Bases 1 to 1218 code for a protein of 405 amino acids. NCBI's taxonomy places the organism in Eukaryota, Fungi, Ascomycota, Leotiomycetes, Helotiales, Helotiaceae.